Messenger RNA from Plodia interpunctella (Indianmeal moth), 5133 nucleotides. RefSeq lists its product as uncharacterized. NCBI's taxonomy places the organism in Eukaryota, Metazoa, Arthropoda, Insecta, Lepidoptera, Pyralidae. The transcript is spliced from 11 exons. Bases 161 to 2566 code for a protein of 801 amino acids. The record is from RefSeq and is a predicted model, not a curated record.
AAACGACUUAGUUUAUGAUAAUUAUCUCUCUCCACUCCAAUCAAAACAAACGCUCUUUUAGCGAUGUUUUCUUAAGUUUUUUAUUUUGAAUAACUUAGAAAAAAAAUGAAUUAACAUUUACUAAUUAAGUGAGGGGUUUUACAAAAAGUGUGACGUUAAAAUGGAGAAAAUAAACUGUAGUUUACUUUUGAUAUCACUCUUCGCUUUGUUGUGGGGUGUGGCCGGCCAAUAUGAAUGGCAGAUUCGAGACACAUUUGAUGAAAUUCGUGGAAAAAUGGAUAAGAUUACUGCCGACAAUUGUUACAUAAGUCAUUUAGAUGACUUAUAUUUACCAGAAGACUCGGUUUCCCACCAUCCUGAUGUGAAAGAGAUCAAUAUCAACCCUGUUUUCCCUAACCGCACAGCAAUGCUUCACUUGCAUAAUAUGGCUAUGAAUCGAGCAUUUUUCUGGAGUUACAUUCUCCAAUCGCGGUUUAUCCGACCAGCUAUAAACGACACUUAUGAUCCUGGUAUGAUGUAUUAUUUCUUGUCAGCUGUAGCAGACAUUGCGGCUAACCCCUACAUCAAUGCUAGUUCUAUAUAUUUUUCACCAAACAUGUCUUAUACAUCUUCGUAUAGAGGCUUCUUCAACAAGACGAUGUCAAGAUUUGCACCUAGAGCUUACAGAGCAGAUGAUUUCAAUGACCCGGUUCAUCUGCAAAAGAUAUCCACACUAAAUACAUUCCAUAUUGAUGACCUUGGUGCUUUCGGACCUGAUAGUCAGUCUAAAGACUAUACAUCAGAUUUCUACAGAAUUAAUGAGUGGUAUCACAAGUGGUUGCCUGACAAAGUGCAAAAAAGGCAUGACACAAAGACAACCUACCAAGUUGAGAUCAGAUAUGCAAAUAAUACAAAUGAGACAUUUACUUUCCAUGGGCCACCGGGCAAUGAUGAGGUUCCCGGGCCUGUGAAUUGGACACGUCCCUACUUCGACUGUGGAAGACUGAACAAGUGGCUGGUUGGAGCCACAAGCCCUGUUGCUGAUAUUUACCCGCGGCACACACAGUUUAGACAUAUAGAAUAUCCUACAUAUACAGCAGCCAUAGUGAUGGAAAUGGAUUUUGAUCGAAUAGAUAUAAACCAAUGUCCUCCGAGUCAAGGGAAUGAUCGGCCGAAUAGAUUUGCUUCUACAGCUCGGUGUAAAAUUGAAACUACUGAGUGUGAGCCAAUCCACGGCUGGGGCUUCAGACGCGGCGGCUACCAGUGCCGCUGCGCGGCCGGACAUCGGCUGCCCGGCGUCGUGCGGCGCCCGUAUCUCGGCGAGAUCAUCGAGCGCGCCACCGCCGACCAGUAUUAUAACAACUUUGACUGUGUGCCCAUUGGCUGGAUACAACGUCUGCCAGUGAAGUGGGAGAAAUCUCCCCCGUUCAUCCGAGCUCUGUACAUGGAUCAGUAUCAAGAGUAUGUGAACUCCACAUCGGGCCCUGCCUCGCUGCACACUGAGAAAGUCAAUGUGUACGAGAUGCUCAACUUCAUCAGGGGAGUGCAGCCGCACAACUGUUCUAAAUACAACGCAACAGAUUUGUUCCUGAAUGGUGACAUCGCGUACGGACACGAAGAGCAGUUUGAGAACCAGGCCAAGAUGGCGCUCCGGCUGGCGAACUUCAUCAGCGCAUUCUUGCAGGUAUCAGAUCCAACGGAAGUGUUCAGCGGCAAGCGCAUAGCAGACAAACCCUUGACUGAAGAUCAAAUGAUUGGGGAAACUCUUGCGCUUGUUCUUGGAGACUCCAAGAUCUGGUCCGCAGGCACGUAUUGGGACCGCAAUUCCUUUACAAACAGAACAUUCUUCGCGCCAAUGGCUUACAAGACGUCACUCAACACACGGAAAUAUAAACUGGAGGAUUUGGCUCGCCUGAACAAAACUGAUGAACUAUAUACAAAUAAACAGUGGUUUCAACAUCUAAAACAGCGCUGGUCGACGAACUUUGACAGUUUGGAGAAAUUCUUCCUCAAAAUGAAGAUACGGGAAGACGAAUUUGGGAAAUAUUUGAUGAAGUACGAAAGAUACCCGACCUCAUAUAGGGCGGCUAAUUUGAGACACGGGUACUGGACGCAGCCGUAUUACGACUGCGAGGGACAUCUGAAACAGUGGGUUAUUACAUAUGCUGCACCGUUCUUCGGAUGGGAUAGUGUUAAAGUCAAAUUGGAAUUCAAGGGAGUGGUGGCAGUGACGAUGGCCCUGAUGUCGCUAGACAUCAACCAGUGUCCGGAUAAGUUCUACGUGCCUAACGCCUUCAAGGGGACCGACAAGUGUGACAGACAGUCUUCCUAUUGCGUCCCAAUUCUCGGACGCGGCUUCGACGCCGGCGGCUACAAAUGCGAGUGUCUCCAGGGGUUCGAGUACCCCUUCGAGGACCCGAUCACGUACUACGACGGCCAGAUCGUCGAGGCGGAGUUCCAGAACAUCAUCGAGGACAAAGAGACACGCAUUGACAUGUUCAAGUGCAGAUUGGCCGGCGCGGCCGCCCUGCAGAGCUGCUUUGCGAUUCUCUUGGUCGUGCUCUUCGUUUUCAUGAAGAUCAGGUAAUUCUUUUUUAAAUUUGUAAUUAUAAACUUAUUUUUUUUUCUCUCUCUAAUCAGAGAAUAAAGUCAAUUAAGUGAAUUUACGGAUCAGUCUGGAAAAAAAAUAAUGAAAAUAAAACUAAGUACCAAAACAUAUGAACGUAAAUUUAAGGAUUAACAACUUUAAUUAUAAAUUGCAAAGUUAAUGUUAUUAUGGGAAAUACAGAAAGACAAUAUGGUAGGUGUAUUUCUCAUCAUUACGGAUUAAAGCCGGAACACGUAUCAUUUGCAUGCAAGUAUAGCGUUUUCCUGGCAUGUAUGUUGCGCGUAUUGAAGGUAAUUUUUUAUUUUGUAAUUCUAAUAAGAAAUGUGAGAAAACAAAAGACGAACGUAAAUUUAAGGAUUACUUUGAAUAAUAAAAAAAUAGCUAAAACAAAUGUUUUAGCUAAUUUUGGAAAUAAAAAUGCAUAUAAAUUAAAUUGGGGAGGUGUUUCUUAUAAUUAGUUCUUACGAAAUAAAUCUGGAACAUUUAUGUACCAUACACAAAUAGCCGUUUGGUAUGUGUGCGUAAUUGCGUAUCUCCCGCCACAAUUUUGAAAAAUAUGGAAAUGGGAAACUGAAGGUACGAUGUAUGUAAUGUGAUCUUUAUACUGUUUACCAUCUUUUUCAUUUUCUUCAUGAGUAUGUAAUUUUAUUAUUCCAGAUUACCUAAUUUAAAUAGAAAUGACACUUAUUAGUAAAUAAUGUAUUAUUGCAUUUACUUAAAGAUAUUUCCUAAGCAAUAUUUUAUUUUUAUAAUGUUUAAAUAGUAAUAACGGUUUCCGUCCUUUAAUUAGACUGAUUAAGGUCAGUGCCCACAGACUACGUAACGCGUGUGCGUGGAUUUGUAUGUACGGAAUUGUACCGCAUGCGUCUACGCAGCUAGCCACAAUUACAAACGUAAAAAGCGCACGCGCUACGUAGCCAGUGUAAACCAGCCUUAAACCUAAUUCGCGCCAUUUUUUUAACGUAAUAAAUCCAAGUAAACACACUUUGACUGCUGAACACAUGCGUGGAUUCUCAGGAGUUUUUAUGUGUAGCGAAUUGUCAAGGUGUUAAAAUUAUUAUUUUUUACCAUUGUAGUUUUAUGAUAAGAUACUAUUUCCAAUUGAAUGUAGGUAGCUACUUAAUUAUCUCAUUUUAAUCACAAUUGCCAAUAUGUAUUUUCGUUUUUGUAUUCUAUAUACAAUUCUAUUCAAUUGUCAAUGCGUGGUGUAAAUUCGAAAAAAAGAAUAUAUUUUUUUAUUAUUUUUAUCCUGUGAGUAAAAACUUACGUUUAGCUGUUUAUAUAUAAAAUGAUGAUGGAUAUAUUAGAUUGGACACACUUUAAAUAUAGGUAUAAUACUAAAAUAUAAUCAGUUUUUUUAUCUAUAGUCGUUAAAGGCGAAUCUUUAAGCCCUUGAAUAUUCCUUAUAUAUUGUUAUGUAUUCGCAUAUUUUGUUUUCUCGACAAUUUUUUUACAAGCAUAAUUUCAAUAUUCGUAUUUUCAUUUAACGUUAAAACUUUACAUAAUUCCUGUCGUGUGUACAAUUUUGAAGUAGUUUCUGUUUACCAAUACCACACAAAUUAAUAGUAAUAAGUGUCGACAGAAAUAUAAAAUAAGAUCUUAUUAUAAAAAUCUUAAGAUCUUCAUUUAAAAAAUAAAUACAAUGAAUGAACGAAAUACACAUUAUUCUCUAUCUUGUUUUUCAUAAAAUAGAUAGCAAAACAAAUAUAUAGCCCUUCUCCCAUUGCAGCGCCCGACAGGGUCCUUAAUUGUUCCUUUAUUUUGUAAAUUAUGACCUGUAUACUGUACAUUAAGGAUGCAAUAAAUAAUUUGAAUUGAAUUGAAUAUAGAAUCUCUCUUUUAAUUUUACUGUAUUAAUCAAGAUGUGUAUUUUUAAAUAUAUUUUUAUACGUUUAAUAUGACUGCAUUUUACAAAAUGUUUUAGCAUAAGAUGUAGGAGACAACUGAAAAAAAAAAAACUAGAAGGAUAUAAUCUCAUAAUUUCAUUAUGUUAUAUAAAAUUAUAUUUUAAGAAAUGUUCAUUUUUCUAAGCGGUUGAAAUACAUUGUUUUAGAAUCUCAACAAGUGUACGUUGACGAAUAAUCUCUAAUUUUGUCAUUAAAACAAGGCAAUUGUAUGCAAUGUAUUUGUAUUUUCUGUUUAAUUUUUAUUUUAUACAAAUACCAUUUUUAAAUCUAUUUUUAUGAAUUUUGAUGCAUUUUGUUUUAGUAUAAAUGAUGGAACAUAGAUCAGAAUUUUAUAUAUAUAAGUUUUAUACUUUUAAAGCCCAUUGUUUUUCUGUUUCUAUAUAUAUAUUUCUGGGCAGUUUAUCAGUAUUCUUAUUUGUAUUCUCAUCUAUGUCACAAGUGUACCAUUUCGUGCAAUUAUUUUGUGUAAUAAAAUUGAACAUGAUAUGUUUUAAAAUUAAAUCAUGUACAUAUAUUUAUAAAGUCAUUGCACAAAAAUACACGAACAAAAUGUAUCCAUCUGGUGUACAUUAGUCUGAUACCGUCCACAUUAGUGCCUUUUCAUAUUGCAUUUUUUAAAUAAAGCGAGUAUUGAAUAUA